This is a messenger RNA of Knipowitschia caucasica, 2055 nucleotides long. The record is from the annotation of a GenBank genome assembly. NCBI's taxonomy places the organism in Eukaryota, Metazoa, Chordata, Actinopteri, Gobiiformes, Gobiidae.
AUGGCACAGGCGCUAAAAGUGUAUGCUCGUCGGCUUCCAGAUGCAGAUUUUGCAGCGCUGCGAGAGGAGGCGCUGUUGUUGGACUCUGAAUAUGGCAGCUCUGCAUCAGAGGUAACGUGCUCCAUUGUCAAUAAUAAGUCUAGUUUUUCAAAGGAACCAUAUUCGGACUGGAAGGAGACCCUCAAGCGUGACAUAAUGGAGGAAGUGAAGGCUGAGAUGAAGGGAUUGGCACAGGAACUAAUAAGGGAGCUCAAACCUCACUUGUCACCGGUUGCAACCGCCGCAGAGCCGCCAGUAACACCCCGGAGCUACUACCGAUCACCCCCACGCAACCAACGGGAUGAACGAGUCGAAGGGACACAGAUUCCUGGACGUGGAGUAGUGAUUGUAAGAGAUGAGGAUUGUACACAUCCCCUUAUUGUUGGAAUGAAUGUUGUGAUGGCUUGUUGGGAUGCAUUCUUUAAAUGGCCCGGAAAGUCUGCCCUUCCUCCACAGAAACUUGGGAAGCCCUGGCGAGAUGCCUUCGCCACCUGUCGCCGCGUUGAAGCUACUGUAGCUGAGGAUGGGUUCCUAGGGCACGUGCGGCUGUCUGGUGGGCGGGCCUUCACUGUCCCUCCUAACAGCGAGCUGCUUGUGUGGGGUAAAACCCGGAUGGGCCCUGACGGCGCAGACUACUGUGCCCUGGUCGAGGCACUGCCGAAUGCUGGCGAAGUGGGUGUGGCCCGAACCAUCGGAGUGGUAAGAAACGGCAGAAUCCCAAUACGUGUCUGUAACCCACAUCCUUACAGCUGGACAAUAGGCCGCUAUCAGAAACUUGGACGCCUUUACCAAAUUGAUUCUGCUGAUGUGCACGGUCCUGACGAUGUGAGCCUGUCUCUGGAGGAAGAUGGGGUGGUUGAAGUGGCCCUGGUCCACACCACAUCUGACCCUGGACAACAUGGCCUCCCCGAGGAGGUGAGAAACCUAUCUAACCGAACUGACUUGUCUGAGCAGCAGCAGGAAGAGCUUGGUGCGCUUUUGCAAAAAUGGGAGAAGGUCUUCGCAAAGCACGAUGAGGACUUCGGCCGGACCAACGCAGUACAACAUCGCAUCCACACGGGUGAUUCUGCGCCUACCAGAGAAAGGUACAGACCGCUUCCACCCUCGCUCUACAAAGAGGUGAAGUCCCUGUUAGCAGGGCAUCUGUUUGUCAUGGAGGUGACAGUUCACACUCUGGCCGAGGCAUUUCACCUGCCUCAGCAAGAGGCAAUUGAAAAAUUCAUAAAGGGGCCAAAGUAUGAACCAUGUGAGUUUAAAAUGAUUGCAAAUGAUCUGACGUCCCUGGCCAUGUUCAGGAGUCAGACCUUCUCCGUGAGGCGGCGCUUCAGUGACUUCCUGGGUCUGUACGAGAAGCUGUCGGUGAAACAGUGUCUGCAGGGCUGCAUCAUCCCCCCCCCGCCCGAGAAGAGCGUCAUGGGAAUGACCAAGGUGAAGGUGGGGAUGGACGAUCCGUCGUCUGUGGAGUUUGUGGAGAGGAGGAGAGCAGCUCUGGAGAGGUACCUCCAGAGAAUAGUGAGCCACCCCACGCUGCUGCAGGACCCUGAUGUGAGAGAGUUCCUGGAGAGAGAAGAGCUGCCCAGAGCCGUGAACACUCAGGCCCUCAGUGGAGCAGGAUUCCUCAAAAUGAUCAACAAAGCUUCAGACGCAGUCAACAAGAUGACCAUCAAGAUGAACGAGGCCGACACCUGGUUUGAAGACAAGUUCCAGGAGGUGGAGAACGAGGAGCAGCAGCUGAGGAAGCUCAGUGCUGUAGUGGACUCUCUGGUCAAUCACCGCAAAGAGCUCUGCAUGAACACGGCGCUGUUUGCUAAGAGCAUGGCGAUGUUGGGGAACUCUGAGGACAACACGGCGCUGUCGCGGGCGCUGUCUCAGCUCGCCGAGGUCGAGGACAAGAUGGAGGCGCUGCACCAGGAGCAGGCCGCCAACGACUUCUUUGUCCUGGGGGAGCUGCUUUGUGACUACAUCCGCCUGGUGGGGGCCGUGAGGGUAAGGACUACUGUGGGGGGGGGGGGGUGA